AUGCCUUCUCUUGUAGAAACACCGGUUCGCCAACCGUCACCAGAGGUUCAGCUCAUCUCAAAGGUGGCACCUCAGAUGAUGGACGACGAAGCCCUCUCAAAAGCCGCCGACAUUCUCGACAUCAUCUGCCGCUACCGCCUUAGACGCCCGCACGAAACAUGCCCUGCUCAGCUCGAGGGCAGACUGGGCUUCCUCUCCCAGAUCUACAGAAAAGUCAAGACACAGAGCCCGAUUCGCAUGUGCCUUCCUGCUUUCCCCUUCAAGUCGCCCAACACAAAGGACAAGGUCCUCAGCCGUCUGCCGGAUAAGGCUGAGGAGUUCUCUCUCGCCAACCUCAACGGUCUCUGCUCCGCGAUCAAGGACAUCUACGAGCCCGGCGCGAAGUUGACCAUCAUUUCUGACGGUCUUGAGGUCUGGUCAUACGGAGAGACCCUCCGCGACAUUGCUGCCGAGAAGAACCUGCUCAACAUCGACUUUUCGCGCCUUCAGGACCUCGUUCACCUUCCCAACCUCCCUAACAAGCUUGAGGAGAUCACAUAUGUUGCGAACGCUACCAAUUUCCGCCGCGCGCUUCUCAACACCUUUGGCCGAUCUGACUACGACCCCUCCACCGAAAUCUCCAAGAACGAAGAUACCUGCCUGACAUAUCGCGGAUACAUCAAGUUCCUCGAGACCGAUUUGCGCCAUGUCUACCCCGUCGGAGAGGACCGAUCCAAGACCAAGUUCAAGACUGGCAUCGAGUACAUCUCCAAGCAGAUGCUGCAGCGUGGUGAUGCCUUUGCUCGCGCCGUCCGUGAGAACUUCCGCGACCACAUCCGCCUCUCUAUUCACCCCUCCACCGGCGAGAACAAGAUCUCCAUCAGCCCUCUUCCCACCUCUUCCUACUACACCACUCCCUGGCACUGCUCGAUCGCCUUCGACCUGAGCGGCGCCAUCACCACUGGCCCCCGCGCCGACUUCGAGAACGACCCUAAGUACGAGCUCGUCUACGAGGAGGGAAGACCCAGCUACUUCCGCGAGAAGAGCGAAUUGAUGCAGUGGAAGUCGGACGUCGUCUUUGAGCCCAUGUACCCCUGCGGUCUUCUCAUCCGCCCGGCCCCCGGCUCCAAGAAGCUCUCCAUCCACGACGUUGAGGCCCAAAAGGUCCGCGCUUUGUCUGAAGUCAACUCUCCCGUUGUCAUGAGAGGAUUCACCAAGACCAAGGAUCGCGACCUGUUCGUCAAGAAGUCGGAGGAGUUCGGCACUCCCUUGCCGUGGAAGUUCGGCCUCGUCCUGGAGGUGAAGGACCAGGGUGCCGAUACCCGUGGUCUGAACAACGUUCUCUCAGCCGAGUGGAUGCCAUUCCACUUCGAUGGGCUGUUCAAGACCCACAAAGUGCCCCAGGCGGACGGAACUGAGAAGCUUCUUCCCAACCCUCCCAAGUUCCAGUUUUUCACUUCCAUCACCCCCUCACCGAGUGACACCGGCUUCACCCUCUUCACGCCCUCCAGACUUCUCUUCCAGAACCUGCCUCCUCACCUGUCUGUGGACAGACUGAGAGAGCUCACCUGGAGCGUCCAGACCAGUUCCUUUGACUCCACCAAGAUGGGCGGCCUUCCUCUCGUCGUCGACCACCCCACGACCGGAGAGCCCUGCAUCCGAUACCACGAGCCCUGGCCCCAGUCCAAGACUGCCUUUGACGCCACUGAUGUGGUCAUCGAGGGCGUGAGCGAGAGCGAGAGCACCGAGAUCUGCAACACUAUUGACUCCCUCCUCCACGACAGAAGAAACACCCUCUACUUCUCCUGGCAGCAGGGUGACCUGCUGGUCAGCGAUAACAUCCUGGCCAUGCACACCCGCAGUGACUUCACGGCUGGCUCUCCCAGAGAGAUGUGGCGCAUUCACUUUGAUUAA
Colletotrichum scovillei is the source of this 1893-nucleotide messenger RNA. Its product is annotated as taurine catabolism dioxygenase TauD. The record is from RefSeq and is a predicted model, not a curated record. Gene Ontology annotation, molecular function: oxidoreductase activity. Bases 1 to 1893 code for a protein of 630 amino acids. The transcript has 4 exons. NCBI's taxonomy places the organism in Eukaryota, Fungi, Ascomycota, Sordariomycetes, Glomerellales, Glomerellaceae.